Trichomonas vaginalis G3 is the source of this 2151-nucleotide messenger RNA. RefSeq names its product cyclin-dependent kinase inhibitor 2C-related family. Gene Ontology annotation, molecular function: protein binding. NCBI's taxonomy places the organism in Eukaryota, Parabasalia, Trichomonadida, Trichomonadidae. The coding region runs from base 1 to 2151 and encodes 716 amino acids. The record is from RefSeq and is a predicted model, not a curated record. The transcript has a single exon.
AUGAUUGAAACCGCAAUGAAAUACAGGAAUCGUUACUUCAAAUCAUACAUUCAAUUACUUCGAAAGUUCUCGAGUGAAUUUGGUCUUAAUAAAGAAAAUUUGCUUGAAAACUAUGAAUCACUAAACAAGAGGCUACAAGAAGGAGUAUUUCCUGCCAUUAGGGAUGAUAACUCAAAAUUAUUUUGCUAUUAUAUAACAUCAGAAAAUUUUAAUGAAUAUCAAACAAUUGAGAGUCAAUUACAUCCAAGUAAUAAAAUGACAUUACUUGAAUUAUGCUGCUACAAUGGUUCUAUUGAUUGCUUUAAAUUAUUAUAUUCAAUUUUCGAGCCUGAAAUCACACAAGAUUGUCUUAAUUUUUCGUUUUUGGGAGGAAAUCCAGAAAUCAUUAGUGAAUGCUUGAAAAUGAGACACCCUGAUGAAUAUUGCAUGAGAAAUGCUAUUGCUUCUCAUAACAUUGAUUUUGUAACUUUUCUGAUGAAUGAAUACAAUAUAAAUAUCAAUUUAAUUACAUGUGCUGAAUUCAAUAAUCUUCAGGCAUUUAUUGUUUAUAUAUAUCAAACUUCCAGGUUCAAUAAUUGGCUUGUUGCACCAUCUCUACUCAAUAAAUGCUUUGUUGCAUCAUCUCUAUUCAAUAUCAAAUCUCUUUGUGAGCAUUUCUAUUUGAAAUGCAAUAUUAAUAUUAAUGAAAAACUUUACAAUAAUAAUGCACUUCUUUUGGCAGCACAAUAUAAUUGCAAUGAAUCAAUAGAAUUUCUAAUUAAUAUUGGGAUAAAUGUCAAUGAAAAAGAUAUACUUGGUUUCACAGCUAUGCAUUGGGCCGUUAUGAAGAGUAAUAAGGAAUUGAUUAAAAUUCUUAUUUCCCAUGGAUCGAAUAUCAAUGAAAAAGACAAAUUUGGCCGCACAGCUCUUCAUUGUGCAGCAUCUAAUAGCAAAGAAAUUGUAGAACUUCUUCUUUCUCAUGGAUCGAAUAUCAAUGAAAAAGACAAAUUUGGCCGCACAGCUCUUCAUUAUGCAGCAUCUAAUAACAAAGAAAUUGUAGAAUAUCUCAUUUCUCAUGGAUUGAAUAUCAAUGAAAAAGACAAAUCUGGGCGUGCAGCUCUUCAUUAUGCAGCAUCUAAUAACAAAGAAAUUGUAGAAUAUCUCCUUUCUUAUGGAGUAAAUAUCAAUGAAAAAGACAAAUCUGGGCGCACAGCUCUUCAUUAUGCCUCAUCAUCUAAACACAAAGAUCUCGUAGAAUAUCUCAUUUCUCAUGGAGCAAAUAUUAAUGAAAAAGACAAUUCCGGAUGCGCAGCUCUUCAUUGUGCAGCAUCUAAUAACAAAGAAAUUGUAGAAUAUCUCCUUUCUUAUGGAGUAAACAUCAAUGAAAAAGACAAAUCUGGGCGCACAGCUCUUCAUUGCGCAUCACAAACUAAUCAUAAAGAAAUCGUAGAAUUUCUUCUUUUGCAUGGAGCGAAUAUUGAAGAAAAAGACAAUUCCGGAAAUACAGCACUUCUUAGUGCAUCAUCAACAAAUCACAAAGAAAUUAUAGAAUUUUUCCUUUCUCAUGGGUCGAACAUUAACCAAAAAGACAAUUGUGGAAAUACUGCUCUUCAUUUGGCAUCAUCUUCCCAUAGCAAAAUUGUUGUAGAAUUUCUUAUAUCACAUGCUGUCAAUAUAAAUGAAAAAGACAAUUCUGGCCGCACAGCUCUUCAUUGUGCAUCAUCAACUAAUGACAUAGAAAUUGUAUUUCUCCUUCUUCGGCAUGGUGCGAAUAUUGAUGAAAAAGACAAUUACGGAAAUACAGCUCUUCAUUAUGCGACAUUAAAUAACUGUAAAGAAAUUGUAGAAAAUCUUAUUCAACGUGUAGUGAAUAUUAAUGAAAAAAACAAUACUGGGCGCACAGCUCUUCAUUGUGCAUCGUUAUCUAAUCACAAAGGAAUUGUAGAAUUGCUCCUUUCGUAUAAAGCGAAUAUCAAUGAAAAAGAUAAUUCCGGACGCACAGCUCUUCAUUGUGCCUCAUCAUCUAAUCACAAAGAAAUCGUAGAACUUCUUCUUUCUCAUGGAGCAAAUAUCAAUGAAAAAGAUAAUUCAGGAAAUACUGCACUCGAUUGCGCAUCAAUAAAUAAAUAUGAAAAAAUUAUAGAAAUUCUUAAGUCACAUAGUGCAAAUUAA